CACUGAAAUGACUGCAUGAUCUGUUUCUCUGUUUGGCUCCAGCUGACUGCAACUAAGGGGGGAAGGCAGAUUCUAAAGAACAAGAACGUCUACCCCAUCAUGAGGGAGUUCCACAGAUGGGAGAAGGAACCUGAUGUCGAUGCUACCAUUGAGAAACUUAUCCAGGUGCUGAUUGGUGAUGAGCCAGAGAGUGGGAUGGAGAACCUGCUGGAGGUGGAGAUUCCUGAGGAUGUGCAGAAGAAACUUGAGGAACUAGAUGUCAAGGAACAAGAACAAAUUAAAAAAGAAGAACAGGAACUACUCGAGGCAGAGAAGAACCAGCCCAAAAGCCAGCCUUCAGAGGAACUAGAGAGAUGAUAGAAUGGAUCCUCCAUAUCACCUCCACGCAACAACUAUUUGUAAAGAAAACAAAACAAAAGAACGAACUCUUAUCAAACUAUGAUAACAGUUGUGUUGAUGAACUGAGGAGUAUUUGUUUGUGAGACGGUGACUCAUCAUGGACAUUUUUAAUGGAAUGUAACUGCAGACAGAAGGCCAAAAAUAUAAAAUAGUAAAAUAAUGUAUUCUCUAAGUACAAAAUGUC
Messenger RNA from Clupea harengus (Atlantic herring), 583 nucleotides. RefSeq names its product HGH1 homolog (S. cerevisiae) (gene hgh1). The coding region runs from base 16 to 357 and encodes 113 amino acids. NCBI's taxonomy places the organism in Eukaryota, Metazoa, Chordata, Actinopteri, Clupeiformes, Clupeidae. The record is from RefSeq and is a predicted model, not a curated record. The transcript has 2 exons.